AGCAGACAGCAAUUCAGAAAGGCAGGAUGUUCCCAUCCCUGCAUUUCAGGCAAAGCAUUUUGCCUUGAUUUCUAAACGCUUCUUUAUCAGAAAUGGAAUGUGACUCUCCUAGGCCAAAAGAACAAAGGUAUCCUGGAAAAGGUUAAAAAGAAAAUCAAGAUGGCAGCUGAAAUCCAAGCCCUAACCCUUUUUGCACAUACUGAUGCAUGUAAAGGGAAAGAGCUUCAAUCAUGGGCUUGUGGCUUCCAUCUUGAUUUUAACCGCACCGUUGCCAUCCUUGCAAAAAGAGAGCAGAAAGAAGGAAGAAUAAGAAUAUUGGCAGGUGUGGGCUUUGCCACUAGGAAAAUAGCUGGAGUGGCCAAGCCCAAUAUAAUUAUCACUUGCAAUGGAGAUGUUAUUACCAUCAAGACUGAAAGCAGUUUCAAAAACACUGAGAUUUCCUUCAAAUUAAAAGAAGAAUUCGAUGAGACCACAGCAGAUGACAGAAAAGUAAAGAGUGUUGUGACACUAGACAAUGGCUCACUCAAUCAGGUGCAGAAAUGGGAUGGCAAAGAGACAGUAAUAAAAAGAAAAAUAGUGGAUGGUAAAUUGGUUGUGGAGUGUGUUAUGAACAAAACUGUCUCCACUCGAGUGUAUGAGAAAGCAUGAAAAAUCCAUCUUGUACAAAUUAGAAUUAUCUCAAAGCAAAAUAUGAAGUUCGAUUCACGGAACAGAGCCUGUUCUUCAGAAGCCGAAUUUGACAGGCCAACUUCCAAUUACUUUUGUACCUAAUUCAAAACAUUUUGGUUAUUCAAUAAAGUGUUUACCUUGAAAUGAAAA
Molecule: messenger RNA, 819 nt
Organism: Thamnophis sirtalis
Lineage: Eukaryota; Metazoa; Chordata; Lepidosauria; Squamata; Natricidae
Product: fatty acid-binding protein, adipocyte
Molecular function (GO): lipid binding
Source: RefSeq, a predicted model, not a curated record